This is a messenger RNA of Annulohypoxylon truncatum, 947 nucleotides long. Its product is annotated as S-adenosyl-L-methionine-dependent methyltransferase. NCBI's taxonomy places the organism in Eukaryota, Fungi, Ascomycota, Sordariomycetes, Xylariales, Hypoxylaceae. The transcript is spliced from 3 exons. Gene Ontology annotation, molecular function: S-adenosylmethionine-dependent methyltransferase activity. The coding region runs from base 190 to 837 and encodes 215 amino acids. The record is from RefSeq and is a predicted model, not a curated record.
UAAGUGAUAAGGCACCUCUUAUCUCUUAUCGAGCACGGAACAACAUUCCGCCUCUAAUUUUCGCGUCGAUGUUUUGUAAGGCGCCAUCACGUGACUCCCACACGCCUUGAAUAUUACAACCAUCAACCUACCUACACGGAGAAUCAUAGAGAAAGUCAACCAAGGGCGCCAGAUAUUGCUGGAAACCUCAUGGGUUCUUCUGAUGAGAAUGAGCGUCUAGCGCAUCCCGAGUUUUGGGAUCAGCGUUACGCUCAAGCUAACGGCGACCAACCAACUCACGAGUGGUUCCGAACAUUCGGCGACCUUGACUCAUUUUUUAACCAGAGACUCUUUAAAACCCGGAGUCCAGACGCAAAUCCGAAAAUAUUGCAUCUAGGAUCCGGAGAUAGUGAUGUGCCAGCGGGGCUUUAUGAAAGGGGCUACAAGAAUCAGCUCUGUCUUGACUUUUCGACAAUCGUUGUCGAUCUCAUGUCCAAAAAGCACUCCAAUAUGGAAGGCAUCGAAUGGAAGCAUGCUGAUGUUCGCCAUAUGGACAAUCUACCUGAAAAUUCCAUAGACGUUGCCUUCGAUAAAGGGACGUUAGAUGCUAUGAUUCAUGGUAGUCCGUGGAGCCCUCCUGACGAUGUGAAGGAUAAUACCAGCCAAUACAUUCGUGAGGUGGACCGAGUACUGAAGGACAACGGCGUAUUCCUUUACGUAACAUACCGACAGCCACACUUCGUAAGACCUCUUCUGAAUUGUGAGGGAACUAAUUGGGAUAUCGAGAUGGAUAUCCUCGGCGAUGGUGCGAGCUCUUUUGCUUACCAUGGAUUCGUCUUGAAGAAGAUCAUACAUUGAACAUCCACGGCGCCACGAGUCCCUUGAGUCUUGACAUCGCAUCGAAUCGCUCAUGCGCAAGGACAGUCUUACAGACCGCUAAGCUGUACCGAUAGCAUAAGAAGCGUUUG